AUGAGGAGCCUUUCCGUUCUGCUCUUGCUCUUUACCGGACUCUCUUCUGCGUUCCCAGCAGAUCCAGGGAUGACUAAUGAAGAAAGCAUGCUACUGGCUCAGGCAUAUCUCAACCAGUUCUACUCUCUUGAAAUAGAAGGGAGUCAUCUUGCACAAAACAAGAGCAGGAGUCUCCUAGCUGGCAAAAUCCGAGAGAUGCAAGCAUUUUUUGGAUUGACAGUGACUGGAAAACUGGACUCAAACGCUCUUGAGAUCAUGAAGAAACCCAGGUGUGGGGUGCCCGACGUUGGCCAAUAUGGCUACACGCUACCUGGGUGGAGAAAACACAACCUUACAUACAGAAUAAUGAACUACACGCCAGAUAUGGCACGAGCUGAUGUGGAUGAGGCUAUCCAAAAAGCACUGGAAGUAUGGAGCAAGGUGACCCCACUGGUCUUUACCAAGGUUUCCAAAGGGAUUGCAGACAUCAUGAUUGCCUUUAGGACCCGAGUCCAUGGUUGGUGCCCUCGCCAUUUUGACGGCCCUUUGGGAGUUCUGGGCCAUGCGUUUCCUCCUGGUCUCGGUCUGGGUGGAGACACACACUUUGAUGAAGAUGAAAACUGGACCAAGGAUGGAGAAGGAUUGAACUUGUUUCUUGUGGCUGCUCAUGAAUUUGGUCAUUCACUGGGCCUCUCUCACUCCGGUGACCCAAAAGCAUUGAUGUUCCCAAACUAUGUCUCGAUGGAUCCUAGUAAAUACCCACUUUCUCAGGAUGAUAUCCGUGGAAUCCAGUCCAUCUAUGGAGGUUUGCCUGCGGCAACGGCAAAGCCAAAGGAAACCACUGUGCCCCAUGCCUGUGACCCUGACUUGACUUUUGAUGCCAUCACCACUUUCCGCAGAGAAGUGAUGUUCUUUAAAGGCAGAUUCCUCUGGAGGAUUUAUUAUGAUAUUACUGAUGUUGAAUUUGAAUUAAUUGCUUCAUUCUGGCCAUCUCUACCAGAAAAUGUUCACGCUGCCUAUGAGAACCCUAAAGAUAAGAUUCUUGUUUUCAAAGAUGAUAAGUACUGGAUGAUCAGAGGAUACGCUAUUUUACCGGAUUAUCCCAAAUCCAUCCACACCCUUGGCUUUCCAAGAAAUGUGAAGAAAAUUGAUGCAGCCGUCUGUGACCAAAACACAAGGAAAACCUAUUUCUUUGUGGGAAUUUGGUACUGGAGGUAAAUUCACAGAGAACUAACUCCUGGACUUUCUUUAUUAGAAUGUGUGGAAUCUAAUCAUGAUCCUUUCUCUUUAGGAUUCUUCUACUUCUUCCGUGGAUCAAAGCAAUUUGAGUAUGAUCCUAAAACAAAGAAUAUCACCCGGAGGAUGAAAACCAAUACCUGGCUGCAGUGUAAAGAGCCAUUGAACUCAUAUGAUUUGGGCACCGAGAAGGAAAUACUCUAUUCGGGAACAGUGGAAGUGUCUUAUCAUAAAAGUUUAAGCUUAGUCAUUUUUAUUAUUGUCCAUCUGCUGAAAAAGAUAUACAUUUAUCGAUAA
This is a messenger RNA of Echinops telfairi (small Madagascar hedgehog), 1512 nucleotides long. It is a transcript of the gene MMP27, whose product is annotated as matrix metallopeptidase 27. Gene Ontology annotation, cellular component: extracellular matrix. The transcript has 9 exons. Gene Ontology annotation, molecular function: zinc ion binding; metalloendopeptidase activity. NCBI's taxonomy places the organism in Eukaryota, Metazoa, Chordata, Mammalia, Afrosoricida, Tenrecidae. The record is from RefSeq and is a predicted model, not a curated record. Gene Ontology annotation, biological process: proteolysis; collagen catabolic process; extracellular matrix organization.